AUGAAUAAAUUAAUUCUUGUCGUGUUUACAGUUUUUCUGGUAAUUGAAGUUUCAAAUGCUAACGAGCAGCAGCAGCAACUUAGGCCAGCUGCUAUUAUACCAUGGUCCCAGUACCAACAAAGACUUAGCAAAGCUAAGCAACAGAUGGCGAAGUACAAUGAACAAGAGGGUGACACGCCGAGCUUUCCCAACCCUUCUCUAAUGAGCAUCGACAACAAUUUUCACGAAAACUCUUAUUUUGGCAGUUAUGAAAAACCCAAUUUGUUGCCGGAACAUCUGGCUCCUGCUCCAUCAAACGAGGCCAGCAGCAGAACGACAAAGUUGCGCAACGUCAUUCGGCCUCAAGUCAGGGGUCGGCUUCCAGCUGAGCCUUCAGACUUCGCAAAAUACAUGAAAAAGCCAGAGAAAGAGUAUUUGGGAUCGAAAUUGAGGGCAAGGACUAUGGAACAAACACUUAUUCCAGCAGAACCGAAUUCAUUAUCAAAAACAAAAGCAACGGAUUACAGAUUGCAAAAUAAGAUUUCCACUAUUGCUAUUCCAAACGGUGUUCCUAUGAAUGCGGCACAUUGGGAAAAUGGGCAGCCAAAUUAUCGGAGACCUGCAGCGCAUGCUGCAAACACGUUUACCAACACUCAAAAUUUUCAAAAUCUUGUUGGAAGUGAAGCCACGGCUCCAAUAUAUGAGAAAGCUAAUUCAAACAUAGUGUCCUCAAUAUUUUCACAAAGUCAAGCUGGAAGUAGAUUAAUACCGACAAUGACUCAACCAUCGCAAGGGCAGGCCUAUUUUGAAAAAAUGUUGGCCGAUGGCGCUUCUUUUGAGCAAAUAUCGAAAUUGGCAAAAAAUCUACUUGGCGUCGGCGGAAAUGGAGAAGGAGGGCAGAGUGGAAGUGGUGGGCUAAUUGAGGCAAUGACGUCGGCACUUCGCGGUGCCGCUAGAAAUCCACCAACGAGCUCUGCGGUCCAUGACGGAAACGCUGAGUAUACCUCCGCAGCCGCUUCAAGACCACAGCCUUCAGUUUUGGAGAAGUUAUUGAGUCAUGCCGCUGUUGCUCUUAAUGAUUCCUUGAAGCAAAAACAAAAGGAGGAGGCUGAUAAAGCGUUAAUGAUGAAAAAAGUGGAAGAAGCUAAAGCUGCUGAAACGCAACCUCCUCAGCGGCCAACAAAACUUUCAAAGGAUAAAGAAAAUUCAUUAAAACUUCUCGAAGGAAUGCCAGAAGAGCAGAGAAAAAUUUUGGAAAAAGCAAUUAUAUCUGGAGAGAUUGAUCCAGAAUCAUCCGCUAUUAAAAACCUAGUGAAAGAUGACAUGACGGAAGAAUCGAAAAGAGAAAAGCAAAGCCGAUUGCUCGAAUGGAUUACUUCUAAUCGACCGUCCAAGCCAAACGAAUCGUCUCAAGUUUCCGACAAGCUCCCAUACUAUGGAAAGUAUUUGGGAACAUUUUCUGAAACGCCGAAUGUUAAAAAGCAAUUGCAUCCUUCUGGUGGCUUGUGGGCUGUAGAUGAAAAACGAUUUAUUGUUUCUAAAUUUAUGUUUCAACCAGGUUCUCUAUUAAAUGAAAACGUUACCUUCUGGCUAGGACCUGAGACACCUUCUGGAAAUAUUUUGCAAGAUAUUAUGCCUUCUGAAAACGGAUUCUAUGUGCAGCCUAGGCCACUCGAUGUUUCUUUGUUUGCUAUUGAUGAGCUUCCUGCUAUUGAGGCAAAACAGCGACAGAAGGUCUCUUCAGUGACUUUAAUUGAAGGUGUCCCUCCAAUUGUUGCAAAUGUUUCUACAAUUCGUCUUCGCAGAAGCGUUCGGAAACCAAUCGAACUUCAAGUUGAAGGAGGUGUUAUUCAAUUAAUGCCAGGCAAAGGAGAUGUUGUUGACGGAAAGAAUUUUACUGAGAAAGAAGAAACAAAGCUUUCUUCCUCUUCAGUUGUUAUUCCUGCAGGAUUCAGAUUGAAACAACCUGAAUUUGACAAUGUUGAUCAAAAUGUUCCACAGCCACUCGAUUGGUAUGCUGGUUUUCAACCAUUAUUGCUGACAAUUCCUGGCAAAAAAACUAUUAAAGAUUUGAAUUGGGUUGCACUGAGAGAUCACAAGAGACAGGAGACAAUUGCUUCCAUUCUUUUACCCAACGGUCCACUUUUCCAACUUCCAAAAGUUGUACAACUUCGUCCAUUGUCUCCUAAUAACCCCACUUAUAACAUCAGCUCGGGAUCUAUUCAAAUAAUCGAUAUCAAAACAAUGCGCAUAAACAAUUUCUCAUUCAAAUCAGAUGAUGACCUGAUUUGGUUCAUGGUAGGAAAAGACAUUAUUCCAAAUGUAAAUGGACAUAUUGUACCAAUAUUUGAUGAGCGAAGAAAAACAUUUGAUUGUCAGAGUCUGAAGGACUACCAUAAUGAAACAAUCACAUUAAGAUUGCCCGGUCAAAUGGAUAUGAGAGAUGUAUUUUGGUUUUCUAUAUUUUCAAUGAAGCACAGCAUCUCCUACUCUCACGUUUACCUGCCAUAUCACGAUAUGACACUCAUUCCCGACUUCUCGGCAGUGGCGACUCCCCCUUGCAAGUACAUUUCUUCAUAA
Molecule: messenger RNA, 2559 nt
Organism: Caenorhabditis bovis
Lineage: Eukaryota; Metazoa; Nematoda; Chromadorea; Rhabditida; Rhabditidae
Source: the annotation of a GenBank genome assembly